Molecule: messenger RNA, 747 nt
Organism: Ustilago hordei
Lineage: Eukaryota; Fungi; Basidiomycota; Ustilaginomycetes; Ustilaginales; Ustilaginaceae
Exons: 1
Coding region: 1-747 (248 amino acids)
Source: RefSeq, a predicted model, not a curated record
AUGCAAUCAAUACUAAGCACAAUAUUCCCCUGUUGUUUUCCCUCCAACCGACACACCCGCUCUUCGGGCGACAACACCGAACGUACACCACUUCUCAACGCAGACCGCUCCCAUUCGAUCCACUCAGGCGCAGCAUCAUCGUUCAUAGGAGACAGUGGACUCGUCACGCCAGGAUCAGAAACGAAGCGCAACAAACACAAAAAGAAUUCUGUCCUGCCAUCUCCAUCGUAUGAUGCACAUGUAUUGAAGAGUAUUGUUGAUGAUUUUAAGGGAAACUUGAUCUCUGUUGAUUCAACAGGCGAGAAGGGAGCAGGGGUGUUGUUGGAAGGUGGUGAUGCAGAGCAGAGUACGAUAGCGGAAGCAGGGCAGGCGGUGGGGAAGAAACAUGUAACGCCGGUCCAUACACUUCGCUUGUCUGUAUCUUCGGGUUCGAGGCCUAGAUCGAUGACUAAGUUGGUUGAUAUUUGGUCAGAUACUCCCACAGACCCAACCACCACGCCGGCGAAUGCGGGAUCAGGAACAAAUACACCAACAUCGAGCAACGUCUUAUCUUACUCGGCUGUGGCGAAGAGAGGCAAGAAGGCCAACGCCAAGAACAAGAAGGCAUUAGCGGCGGUGAAGGGUAAGGAGGGACCGAGCGUGGAGCAAAAGACGUACGAGACGCUGGCCGAAAUGGCAAGAGCGAAGCCGCUCGUAUAUGAUUGGGAUCUGCAAGAUGAUGGAGCAGAGCAUGCACCCUCUGCAUAG